Molecule: messenger RNA, 4962 nt
Organism: Tribolium castaneum (red flour beetle)
Lineage: Eukaryota; Metazoa; Arthropoda; Insecta; Coleoptera; Tenebrionidae
Gene: Ser
Product: Serrate
Exons: 16
Coding region: 160-4026 (1288 amino acids)
Biological process (GO): axon guidance; multicellular organism development; Notch signaling pathway
Cellular component (GO): plasma membrane; cell surface; signaling receptor complex
Molecular function (GO): calcium ion binding; Notch binding
Source: RefSeq, a predicted model, not a curated record
UGCGGCUGCGCCACUCUUCAGUAGUCCACCGGCCGUUGAGUGGAACGUGUACGACAGCGCAACGCGAAGUCGCGGACGUAAUAUUACAAGUGAAUAUAAUUUUUUUUCGGGAAAAAGUUGGGGGAGGAUUUAGCUCGAUGUGGGCUGUUUGCGGUGAUUAUGUGCAGUGUCAUGUGGCGAUUAUUGUGUAGGAGCAUGACCCAUGGAUAUUUAUUACAGUUCUUCCUUCUGCUACUCAACCUGCUACAGUGCGCGCAUGGCUCCGGCUUCUUCGAGCUGCAGGUCCUGGAGAUGGCGAACCCUCGGGGCGAACUUUCGACGGGGGAGUGUUGUGGGGGUGGUGCGCGCUCUCCCAUCAUGGGCCGCUGCUCGACCCCUUGUAACACUUUCUUUCGACUGUGUUUAAAGGAGUACCAGAGCAAUGUGACCAGCACUGGGUCGUGCUCCUUCGGGAACACCUCUAGCGUGGUGCUGGGACGCGACUCCUUCACGCUUGCCGAUCCCGAAAGGGGAAAACUCGUCUUGCCAUUUACCUUCAGAUGGACGAGAUCCUUCACCCUCAUUCUUCAGGCUGUGGACCAUAACAAUUUUACAUUACCUGCUACUAACGAUAUCAUUGAGGAAGCAACGUAUUCGGGGAUCAUCGAUCCGAGCCCCGAGUGGCACACCCUGAACCACAGGGGUCCAAAAGCCACGCUCACCUACAGGGUGCGUGUCAAAUGUGAUAGUCACUAUUACAAUGCCACCUGUACCAAGUUCUGUCGACCGCGUGAUGACAAGUUUGGGCAUUAUAUCUGCGACGCCAACGGCGACAAAGAGUGCAUAGAGGGCUGGAAGGGCGCCACUUGUGAUUUCGCUGUGUGUAAACCCGGCUGCCAUCCCGUCCACGGCAAAUGUGAUAAUCCCGGCGAAUGCAAUUGCCGGCCUGGGUGGCGAGGCGAUUUCUGCGACCAAUGCGAACCCUAUCCUGGGUGCAAGCAUGGCUACUGCAAUGGGUCCUCCUGGCAGUGCAUUUGCGACACCAACUGGGGCGGCAUCCUCUGCGACCAAGAUUUAAAUUACUGCGGAACCCAUGAACCGUGUUUGAAUGGGGGCACCUGUGAGAACACGGCCCCGGACACUUACUUGUGCACAUGUCCGGAAGGAUUUUCCGGCACGAACUGCGAAGUUGUGGACAAUCCAUGCGCCCCCCAGCCCUGCCUCCACGGAGGGACGUGUCUGGAAGCCGGGGGCUCCUUUAGUUGUGAAUGCGCCCCCGGAUGGACGGGGCCCACCUGCAAUGUGGACAUUGAUGAAUGCGCUUCUGCUCCGUGUCAGAACGGAGGAACGUGCAUCGAUCUGGAGGACAUGUUCAAGUGCGAAUGUCCCCCAGCUUGGGAAGGCAACGUUUGCCAAUUCGAUGCAGACGAGUGCCUGACGGCCCCUUGCAUCAAUGCCAUCUCCUGUGCGAAUCUGGUCGGAGAUUAUCGGUGCAAAUGUCGAGUCGGUUGGAUGGGAAAAAACUGCGAUAGUAACAUCAACGAUUGUGUGGGACAAUGCCAACACGGCGCCACUUGUAUCGAUUUGGUCAACGAUUACCACUGUGCCUGUCAACCAGGCUACACAGGUCGCGAUUGCCACACGGACAUCGACGACUGCGCCUCAAACCCUUGCAAAAACGGUGGCGAGUGCGUGGACCAAGUGAACGGUUAUCGCUGCAUCUGUCCUGUGGGAUUCACCGGCCACGAGUGCGAGAACGACUACAACCAUUGCAGUCCCGACCCGUGCCAAAACGGCGCUUCCUGCUUCAACACGCAAACGGACUACUACUGCCAUUGUCCUGAAGGAUGGCAGGGGAAGAACUGCAGCGAGAGCAAGGCGAUUUGCGACAACCCGCCCUGCGAUGACGAAGUGGAAAGUUGCAUAGCUGUGGGAGUAGGAAGUGGAAGGAACAGCGCCCCCAGCAUUUGUGGCGAACACGGGCACUGCGUAAACCUACCCGGAGUCGGACAUCGCUGCCAAUGUCAGCCCGGCUUCACCGGAAAGUAUUGCCAUGAGAAUAUAAACGACUGUAAAGUAAAUCCCUGCGAAAAUGGCGGGACUUGCGUCGACAAAAUCAACGCCUUUCAGUGUAUUUGCAAAGAGGGUUGGGAAGGCGCUCUGUGCAACAUAAACACGGACGACUGCAGCCCGAACCCUUGCCGUAACAACGGCAGUUGCGUGGACCGAAUCGCCGACUUCGAGUGCAACUGCAAGAACGGCUGGAAGGGCAAAACGUGCUCUCUCAAAGACAGCCACUGCGACCACACCACGUGCAAGAACGGCGGCACUUGCCAGGAUUUGGGCAAGACGUUCAUGUGCCGAUGCCCUCCCGACUGGGAAGGCACCACUUGUCACAUCGCCAAACAGACGGCGUGCCGCUCCAACCCCUGCCUCAACGGCGGCACCUGCGUCAACACCGGCGACUACUACCAGUGCAUCUGCAGGGACGGCUUCGAGGGCGUGCACUGCGAGGACGACGUCAACGACUGCAUCCCCCAGCCGUGCCAGAACGGCGGCAAGUGCAUCGACGGCGUCAACUGGUUCCUCUGCGAGUGCGCCCCUGGAUUCACAGGACCGGACUGCAAGAUCAACGUCAACGACUGCGCCUCCAACCCCUGCGGAUACGGAGGCACUUGCUUGGAUAGAAUCGACGAUUUUGAUUGCAUUUGCUCGCCCGGAAGGAGCGGAAAGCAGUGUAACGGAUCAGUUCCAGACAAUUCCCAUCUGCCAUCUCCAGGAAGUUGCACAUGGGAAGGCCACACCUUGGAGAACAACAUCACGUGGCAGCACGAAUGCAAUACGUGUCUGUGCCUCAACGGAUUGGUGAAAUGUACGAGGAUUUGGUGCGGUCUGGGAAACUGCAGGAGUUCCGAGAGGGUCAACUGCAAUAAUAACCAGGUUUGCGUCCCGUCGCCGUCCGAGUCGUGCUUGUCACCGCCGUGUCAACCCUAUGGAGAGUGCAGGGACUUGGAAAGUGGUCGAAGGGUGAAACCGCCGUCGGUGCCCAGUCCUAGCACUUGUUGGCCCAAUCAGGCCGUCCUCAGCAACACUUGUGCCAGGUUAACUUUACUCUUGGACAGGCCCAAAUUACCACCAGGUGUGACCGUGGAGAGUCUUUGUGGCGAUUUGAGGCGGCUUUUGGCCAACCAGCAGGCAGCUAAUGACUUGCAAAAUGAAUUGGUUCUACUGUGUGAUCUUAAGAUGGACUACAACGACACCGUCGAAGUGACUCUGUCUGGCGAGGAAGGCGUCUUGGACGGAAUACGCGUGAUCGGCGAGGCAAUAUCCCGCAAACAGACAACCCUUUUAGCCCUCACCUCCAUCGUCGAAGUAAAAGUCGAGACGGCCCUCGUGUCCGAAGAGCAACAAAACAACAAAUAUCUGAUCGCACUCGUGUGCUUCAUCGUCAUCGGCUUGAUGGGCGCCCUCACCGUGGCCCUCCUCUACGUCCGACAGCGGCGCCGCAACCUCGGCCUCAGCGGCAUGAACCUCUCCCCCUCCUCCGACACCUGCCACCGCAACCACGAGGACGAGAAGUCCAACAACCUCCAAAACGAAGAGAACCUGCGCAGAUACGCCAACCCCUUGAAGGACGACGGCGGCAGCAUGGCCAGCAUCAACUCGGCGGGCGCCUGCGGCCUGGACCUGCCCAAGGUGAGCGUGGUGCGGCCUUUGAGCUCGAUGCUGCCGCACGACGGCUCCAGCGAGAUGCUGGAGAUGAUCUCCGAGGUGGACUGCCCCGGGUCCAGGAAGACCAUGCUGGUGGUGCCCGGCACCAGCAACGAGGCCAACAGCAUGAAGCUGGGCGAUGGGCUGAGUCCGGCCCAUCGCAGCAGCCAGAUCAUGCUCUACAAAGCGCAAAACCCCGAUGUGAGGAAAAACACGGCGGCUUUCGACGACUCCUCGGGACACAAAGACUUUAGCAAAAGUAUUAUUAAUGUGAAUAAACAGAGGACUUCGCAGAACACGAGCGGGAGUAACGACGUGCUCACGGUGCUUGUGUAAUGGGGCCAGUGUAGACUCGUGUUUUUUGUGCAAUUUUAGUCGUAGGUUUGUAGCGCAAAUUAUAGUCCAAAUUUUCUAAUGGGCCCACAAGACUCGAUAGCGAUAAUUGGAGAUUGAUCUCGUGAUUAUAAACAACUGAUGGUGACACAUAAACGAGUGUUGAUUGUGUGAUAUUAUUUAAUAUUUUGAUUUGUUUUCUUUUUAUAAUAUAACUUGUUAGAUUUUUUCAAAUUAUUUUUAUUUAAAUUUAAUUUCUGUAUCCCAGAAUAUGUACAUACUAUUUGUUUUUUUAUUAUUGUAUUUAUUGUAUUGUUCCUGACUUUUUCACAUUUUUUAGUGUAUUGUUUUAGUUUUUUAGAAUUUCAUUUAUAGACUUCAAAGUAUCUGUGAAAUUUUCUAGUGUACUAAUUUAUUAACAUUUUGAAAUGUCAUUCCAUGGAUUUUAGCGAAGUCUCAAAGAUGCCUUAAAACAUUUAUCAUGUCGAAGUAAUUAACUGCAUAUUGUUGUAAAUAUGUAAAUAAGAAAAAUGAAACCAGUAUUGAUUAAAUAAACAAUUGUAAAGUUAGUGAAAAUCUACUCCGAAUCAAAAUACUCAAGCAAAUCAUUGUAGAUUUUCACAAACUGUAAAAUAUAAAAUACAGUACUUAUUCAUAUAGAUAUGUUUACGAUAGUGCCUUCGUUGUGCCUGUUCACUACAGAACAAUUCUGAUAUUUUUAGAAAUAAUUCCGCAAAUUCCCUGCACCCCUUACGUUUUUUGUACUAUAUUUUUUAAAGAAUUAAAUAGACUAAUAACAGUAAGAAGUGUUUGUACAUUUUGUAUAAAUUAUUUUGCAUUUUAUAACGCAAGAUACAAAAUGCUGAAGCUUUUGUAAUUAAAAAUUAAAUUAGAGCUUGUGAGUUUAAGGAAAAGUAAUAAAAGAUUUAAUAAAGUUUA